UUGCGAUUCCAAACGUUCUGGCCAAUGAUCGCGAGAGGGUUUGGAGACUUCCUGGCUUUUAAAUAUGACUGUCGACUCGGGAAGAAAUUGCACCGCAAAUCAGCGGUUCAUUCUAUGGAGGCAUCAGUAUCCAGAACUUUUUCUAUUUUCGACAGUAUCCCGCCUUUUGCGUGAAACUUCAGCCAGCCGUGACGGUGACUGCACAGCGAUCGCAGGACAGGAUGACCCGAACUUUAUGUGCAUCCUGCAUUUUUCUGUUACUGUGGUGUUUCCUGCUAUGUACCAGUGAGGGAGCCGGGAAGAAGAGGAAUCGCAUCUCCCAAGGGGCUAUCCCUUCACCAGACAAAGGGCAGCCAAACAAUUCGGAGCAGGCGGGUAAUCGGAGCAACGUGGAUGAGGUCUUGGAGUCGAGUCAUGAGGCACUCCACGUCACUGAGAGGAAGUACCUGAAACGGGACUGGUGUAAAACACAGCCUCUCAAGCAAACCAUCCAUGAGGAAGGCUGCAACAGUCGCACUAUCAUCAAUAGGUUCUGCUAUGGCCAGUGUAAUUCUUUUUACAUACCAAGGCAUGUUCGCAAGGAGGAGGGCUCGUUCCAGUCCUGCUCCUUCUGUAAGCCAAAAAGAUUCACCACCAUGACAGUCACCCUCAAUUGCCCUGACCUACAGCCACCAAUUAAGAAGAAAAGAAUCCAGAGAGUUAAACAGUGUCGCUGCAUUUCCAUUGAUCUCAACUAAAGCAACAAGAACACCACUAUCACAACUCAAUGACCUGCAACAUAAUAUACCACAGUCAUAACUCUGGGACAUAUACAUUUAAACAUGUUUGUAUCCUCAAUUACCUUUAUUUGUUCAAGGACUUGGAUUCCGAUCCAAACCCCAAGUAGAUAAUUUCCACUGUGUGGAAUGUGAAUAGUCAGAGAGAAGGAUAUGAAUAUUUAAAUAAUUAUUUCAAAGCUCUUGUUCAGAAUGUUAUGGGUAUUUCAUAAUUAAUUUCAGUUUCAGUGUGUGAGAUUGUAUUCAACAUAUGUUGCCCAUAAUACUACAUUGUUGGCCAAAAGGGAGGUCAUUCUGCAUUCAUAAAAUUUACUGAAUACUAAUUAAAAUCAGGAUGCAUAAUCCAUCUUGACAAAGUUGACUUGAAAAUGGAUUUGAACUAAUAAAAAAAUCUAGUACAGGUAGUCUGUUUUGGAAUUUGCUACCCAUUCUCAGAAAUGCUUUCAGUGAUUGGCCUGGAAGUGUGAGAGGACAUGUAGAUGAGGCAUCUUGGCCAGCAUGGGCAAGUAGGGGUGAAGGGCCUGUUUCCAUGCUGUACGACUCUAUGAUAGGAAUAAAAAACAAACAUCCAAGAAAAGAACGUGUGCUUCCGUACACCUAUCUUUUGAAUGUUUUGACUGGCAGGAAACAGCAGCAAUGUAGAGUGCCUCUGUAAUCAAACAUUGGAUGUGGACAAAAGCUUUCAAACUUCUCAAUAAAUGUACAGAAUAACUAGGAAACCAUUUAAAUAUAUUAAGUAUCCAACUUAAUAUGUUGCAAAAAAUAGCUGUUUCUAAUAAAUAAACAUUUUCAAUCGCAUAUUGCAAAAAGAGAACUUGUCCAUUAUCUAUGUGAAGAGCAAAAUUAUGGGAACAAUGAAUAGCUUCACUGCCUGGGUGAUCUGGCAGGGCUGAUCAUAGAUCCUUAAUACCAAUCAGCUGAUUUUUAUUUUGCUGUGAUUUCUGGAAAGAAAAUCACAACAGCUUAUAUAAAAGCAGAACUAUUGCUAACCACUGCACAUUACGACACGAGGUAAACGCUCAAAAUGUCAUUCAUUAGUCAUUAUAAUUAAAUGUAUUCUCCCCAUGGCUGUGUUUUUUUCACAUGCUUAAAAUAUCUUGUUAUGCAUUGCAAACAAAUAUGAAAAAUAGUAACAAUGACGAAAGUUGUAAAAAGCAACAGUAUUUUGGCUUUUAAUUUAAUGCCUUUAGUAUAUGUAUGUAUUAUACUUGCUGUUUUUUACUGUAAUAUAUAUAUAUAUAUAUUGUAUGUAAUUUCUGUUACUGCUGUUAAGUAUUAGAUUGUUGGGUUGAACAGAAAGCACUGUGAUGGAGCAUCAUUGCACAGUGAACAUAAAAUGGUGAAAUAUAGGUUACCGUAUCUAAUGUUCUGUCGCCAAGCAUCUCAUUUUGACCAAAUUUACCAUUGAUCAAGAACUGGGAAUUAGAAACCAGAAGCUUUCCUUCAAUGUGAAUGAGAAUCAGCUUUGGGCUUUCCUCAUGUUGAAAAAAGCAUAUUUAGAAGCAGCUCACAUUUUGUCAAAGGUAGUACAUGGGCUAGAGCGUACAGGGAAAGAUUUGAGAACAAUAGGUCAGCAAUUUACAAAGAUAAUAGAAAAUGAACAGGUACUAAUCACAUGGGUGCUUGUUUUGUUAAUGACACAAUGAUUUUCAUUUUGGAAGAAAGAUAUGAAAUCAUCCAUAAUUAAUUCUAAAACAUGAGUUAUUUAUAUCAGAAUGAUGGACUUUACUUAUUUUAAUAGCUAUUCAGAAUAAUGCAAUAACAUUUCUGAUCUCAACAUUUUAUCAAAAAUAUUGGCAUCAAAGAUUCAAAGUAAUACUAGUUGAAUUUAAUGAACUGAAUUGAAUCUAAAUUUGAUGCGUUUGAAAACAUCCCUUUAAAUUUCAGCAGUAAGAUUUGUUGAGGUGUGAAAAGGAAAUAAAUCCUGUUCAUUUUUUCCCUGCUUUCUCGAGUAGUAUCAAAUUAUGGAAAUAAUUGGGAUGAAAGGAACACCUGCAUUGUUAUUCUAUUGCAUGGUUCUACAAUUCUUGCACAUCAGCAGCAUUACACACUGAAUGAAAACACAAUUACGGAUAAAUGAUCCUCGUGCUCUCCCGUAUAGUAUAAGCAUGACGAUUCUGCUUGGUAUAGCCAGGCAUCAUUAGUAGCAAUUAAUUAGUUUGAGUCAAUAAUAUUAAAAAUGAGCACUGAAUGUAUUUAUGCUUACUUGUACAUUGUAAUAAUUGUACUCAUUUUACUGCAUGUACUGCAGAUUUCUUUUUUGUUGGACUAUCUUCACUGCCUCAUCCUGAUAUGGUCAGUAAAGAAAACCAAGAAGUCACAGAUAUUGUAAUUAAACAGAAUCAGAUUUCAUUCCAAGCAUUUUAUAUGGCAUGUUAACUGUUAGUACACAAAUAAAAACUACCUUCCUAAGUA
Amblyraja radiata (thorny skate) is the source of this 3191-nucleotide messenger RNA. Its product is annotated as gremlin-1. Gene Ontology annotation, biological process: animal organ morphogenesis. The transcript is spliced from 2 exons. Bases 222 to 737 code for a protein of 171 amino acids. Lineage: Eukaryota; Metazoa; Chordata; Chondrichthyes; Rajiformes; Rajidae. Gene Ontology annotation, molecular function: BMP binding; receptor ligand activity. The record is from RefSeq and is a predicted model, not a curated record.